GGCUACACUAUACCGGUAUUUACAAAAUAAACAUUCAGUGAAUCUUGAACCAUUUACUAUCUUAAAUUGUUAUCAAUGGUCAUGAUUACAAUUAAUUCUAUAUAUCUAUAAUAUUGUAUUAGGUGCCUGUCGGCUGUCCUAUGAUUAAAGGUUUUAAUUUAAAAUUAAAUAUGCGACAUUAAUAGUUAUUAGUUAAUUUUAUUUCAUAAUACGACAUGGACUCUUUAAUUUCUGAGAUGGAACAAUUGUUAUUGUCUGGUAGAGAGGACUGUAAUAUCCAAGACAUAAUAGGAGAAUCUGCAGGAAAAAAUAUUGAUGAUUUAUUAAUUGAAGCUGAUAAAAUAAUUGGUGAAACACUUCCAUUCUUCCAAACAUCUUCAGAUACAAAUAAAGUUAAAACUUCAAAAGACUUUAAAAGUAUACAAAAUAAUACUAAAGUUACGCCAAUCCAGCCUAAAAUCCAAAGGAAUGAUGCAAAAAAAGUUAAUUUUAAUUUAAAUAGUAAUAAUAGUCCUCACAGUUCUAUAAUUCCAGAGAAACAUUCAAAAGCAUCAGAAAUCUAUGGAAAAUUAACUAUAAACAAAUAUAUUAAAGAAGAGGAAAGAAAAGAUCACAAUAUUUGUUCUUCAUCUUUAAAAAAAUGUACAGCUGAGUUAAAGGUACCUGAUCCUGAAGUAAAUUUUAUAAAAUCCCAUUUUAAAGUCAGCUCAUCUAUGUUGGAAAAUCACAAUCGGCUAAAAAUGUUGUGUAACAGACAUGAUAAAUUUGGUAAUAAUAUAAAAAAUCAGGACCAAAUUAAUAAAUUAAAAACGGAAGAAGAAUUAAAAUAUUAUAAGAUGAAAAAUAAUGAACUUGAAAAAAAUCUUAUGUUUAAAGAACAAGAAAUUCACAAUUUGGAAAAUCGAUAUCAGCAAUUAAGUCAGUAUUGUGAAUCUUUUUUAAAAAAAAAUAUAGAAGAGACAUUGAAGAGUUAUGAUUGUCAAUUAAAUGAACUAAUUGAACGCAAUAUGACUAGAGAAUCACAGUUGCAUACCAUAAUUGGUAAUCUUCUAGACGAAAUUGAACAGUCACAUAAUCAAUACAGAAUUAAACUAUCAGAAAAAAAUAAUCAAAUACGGAAUUAUCUUGAUCAAAUAGAAACAAUACUUGAUAAUUUUUACAAAUUUAAAAAUAAAAAUAUAAAAAUAUAACAUUUCAGUGAUAUUGAUAU
This is a messenger RNA of Myzus persicae (green peach aphid), 1210 nucleotides long. RefSeq names its product interaptin-like. The transcript has 6 exons. The record is from RefSeq and is a predicted model, not a curated record. NCBI's taxonomy places the organism in Eukaryota, Metazoa, Arthropoda, Insecta, Hemiptera, Aphididae. The coding region runs from base 216 to 1190 and encodes 324 amino acids.